Molecule: messenger RNA, 3410 nt
Organism: Anopheles funestus (African malaria mosquito)
Lineage: Eukaryota; Metazoa; Arthropoda; Insecta; Diptera; Culicidae
Exons: 3
Coding region: 675-3236 (853 amino acids)
Molecular function (GO): DNA binding
Source: RefSeq, a predicted model, not a curated record
UGAAAAAGUGUCAACUUUAGCAAAUAUCGAAGCGUUAGUUUGGUGCGUGAUGUGUGCAUUUCCUUUUUGCUACUCAUUUACGGUUGGAAAAGUGUUCUAGAAAUUCAGAGCUAUCGUAAAGGCAAUGCAAAUGCAGCGAAGUGCAAUCUCUACUAGAUGAGCGCUUGAUUUCGUCCCAAUUUGGCCUAGUGAGAUGGCGUAGGAUGCUGGUGAACAUUUAUUGAAUUUUGUAUCGUUGGCUUGGAAUUUGGUCCCUUCCUACUGUCUCCGGUGGUGUACUUGAGCUCGCAGGUCAAUAGCAAGUGCAUGCGUGGAUAUAAUUGGAACAUUUAUUGUGUUGCAUAUUCGCGCGCGCGAACCAGCUUGAUAGGCAAUCGGAACAGGGUGAACAACAUUUUCACAAUACAACCACCAACGACAUCUAGCGGCGUCAAAAAGUGGUCAAGGUACGCCGUCACUUUAGACCGUCCGCUGCUGUGGCGAAGAAGAUAAACAAAACAAUUCAUCGUACCAAUCCGUCGCAGAAAAUCAAAAAUAAUUUCUGCACUCGAAAGCGAUUGGUUACCAAAUUAUUGUAUAGGACCUAUACAUUGAAAUACGCGAGAAAAAAACAGUUUCAGCCGCUUGUACGUGUGGUCGAUUGUUUGGCAAGCAAAGCCAGCAAACCCAGCAAAAUGCCACGAUUGAAAAAGAGAGUUGACGAGGAGGCCGUGGUAGUGACGAAAGCGAGGGAAAUUCCGGAAACUUUAACGGCGGGUAGAUCGCGUCGCACGAUAAAACCCAACCCAAAGUACAUGAACGAUGAAAUGCUCGUCCCUACAAGGAAUGCUAUAGACGAGAACGACAUGAGCGGAGAUGAGUACAUAGUGGAUUACGAAGAGAACGAUGAUCCGGAAGAUUCGGGCUUAAUCAUACGGAAAUCGGUAGCACCUUCCACGCCGCAAACGGACGGACAGCCGAGACGACGGGGCCGUCCGCCGAAACAAAAAAAUCUAGACGCUCCACGGACAGAGCCGGCUAAAAACCUUCGCAAGGAGGUAUUGAAAAAGAUGGAUUACAAAACGAUCAGCAUCAGCAAAUCGCGGCACUUGAGUGCACAGUUUCAUGACGGAAGACGCAAGCUUAAUUUGACCGUAGAUUCCAACGAUGCAGAUUCCGCCGAUCAAGACGAAAUGGACGAGAUGGAGAUGGAAGAACACUCCCUUCGAUCAAAUGAUAGCUCGGAACACGUGAGUCGUUCACACAGGGGUUUCAGUACGGCUGCUUUAAAGAAGCAUGCAUCUGGUAACAUCUCAGACCGGAGAGGCAGCGUUGCUAACAAAAGUUCGGCCGGCAGCAAAAAUGAAGGUACAACCGAAGAGGAUGAAUAUGACGAUGAGGCAGAUUUUAUGAACGACAGCGAUGAGCAAAAGAUGGAGGAGCCUCCACAAAUGGUGAAGGUCAAACGAUCGGUUGGAAGGCCCCGCAAGUAUCCGCUGAAGCAGGUUUCUCCAUUCGGUGGCAAGGUGCUACUGCCGGGCAUGAAAACAUCCUCUAGCACGCCCGUCCUUAAACGUAAAGCACUGGAAACGGGCGACGAAAUUAAGCAAGAAUCCCAGCAGUCGAAAAUGUUGCGCCGUUCGUACGGCAUGAAAAGCGUGAGUGGAUCUAACCGUUCGCCAGAAAUUGAGUCGGAUGAAAACAGCGAGUACAAGCGAAAACAGGUAAAUAAGUCCGCCUCAUUCCAGAACGUGCACCGUGGUCCGGGCCGCCAGACGAAAAGUGCUUACUUUACCGGACAGUCGAGCAAGCCGGAAAAGAUGCAGGGAAACCGAUCGUUCCCCGAAGUGAAAGCGGCUAAACCUACGAUAACGAUCGUAAACGUGAACGAUAUUAUGAAGAUGAAUUCCAAGAGUGCAUCCGACAUCCGGCGAAAAGUGGAAGAGGAGGAACCGGACUCGGAGGACGAGGUGGAAGAGAUGCAAUCCGGACGUGCGCAAGACGGUGGGAAAACGAACAACCAGCUGGUGGCGUCCAUCCUGGAGCGGAAGAGGCCAAUAUCGCUGGAGCACUUGCAGGCGGUACGCCGGCGUGUACACGAUUCGGGAGAGAUGGUACGUAACAGAGUAGAAUUGAAACCGAAGCGUACCACAAGGGGCGUUACGGAAACUCUUACCGAAGACGAUAUCGUUGACUUCGAGGAUGUCUUGCAGAAGAAUAUUGUAAGCGCUAACAAAGGCCCCCGACCGGUUACGGUCGGAGCGGUUCGAGGACGGGGACGACCGUCGGAAAAUUCCCAACCGGAUGAAAACUUCAGCGGCAGUUACGGUGCACCCAACAGCAAACGUUACCCGCAGGGCAAUCGGAUGAGCAUGGGAGGAAAAGCGGCCGGCACCCCAAGGCGCUCGUUGCAACCGCCACGAAUACUGAACGCGACCAUGAAGUUGGGCGACAAUCGUCCUCGUUCGAAGCUGUCCAGCGGUUCGGGCGACAAUCACUAUUCGAUUGAUCUGUCCGAUCCGGACAACAACGUGAAGCUGGUGUCUUCCUCAAACGAAAACUCUCCCAUUAAACGAUCGCCGAUCGCUGCGGGUACGGUGACGAAUCUUGGACAAAAGCUGGCCGGCGUUGGCAACGUUACAAAGCAAAUGGCACGGGACAGUGUGCGUUCGCCGCACGAGCCUAAGAAAAAGCGUGUCACGGUUUACGAAACAUGGAACGUGUUGCAAACCAAAUCCAUCGACUCCACCAUGAAACAGCCCCGUCUGGCGUUGUCAAUGAUAGGCCUCGGCAAUAUUGCCGCCGAUAUCAAGCUGCCAUCGUCCGCCUGGUGCUACCGCACGGUAGUCGAGAAGCGCAAGGUUCUGCCGGCCGAGGGUGACGAGGUGUUUUGCGGCAAGAUACACGAUCUUACCAUAGCGGAGGAGGAUAAAGUCAACUACGAACCGAACAAGAUUUUGUUCCGCCGUAAGGCAGCAUCGCCCGGACGCUUUAAUGUGCAGUUCGAUCGUUCCGUGACUUUCCGCAACGACACGUACACGCUGAACAUUGACGGACAGAUCUGCAAGCUGAUGGCCGCUCCGAGCCGGUUGGAGACGGUGGAUGAUAUUGAAACAUUACUGACGAUUGUCGACUUUAUCGAUGUUACGAAUGGUUGCCUGGAUUUACCGGCAUCCGCACGGCUGCAAGCACGGGAUGCGGCUGCUGCUGCUGCUACCAAACGAUUCUCUGGUAGCAAGGAUCCGGUAAUAAUGUAAAUACGCGCCGCGCGACGUAUGCGAUGGAGAUGAAGCAACGGGAACAACAAUGGGGUGCCGACAACAAUGUGCAAAAAAAAACAAUGCCUCUCGAAUGGUGGUGUGCCGCUUGGAACAAGGAACAUCUCUGAUCUACCGUUGUUACAUUUGUUAUGUUUUGUACGAAUGUUUGAG